This is a messenger RNA of Galeopterus variegatus (Sunda flying lemur), 1900 nucleotides long. RefSeq names its product tetraspanin 13 (gene TSPAN13). The record is from RefSeq and is a predicted model, not a curated record. Lineage: Eukaryota; Metazoa; Chordata; Mammalia; Dermoptera; Cynocephalidae. Gene Ontology annotation, cellular component: membrane. The transcript has 6 exons. Bases 226 to 840 code for a protein of 204 amino acids.
GCGGGGCUCGGGCUCCGGCCGGAGCUGCGGCGGCCGCAGGUUCCAGAGCGGGUUGGAACAGCGGCCGGCGUGCCGCGCGCUGCAGCCCUUGUCUCCGGUCCUCCAGCGGCGUCGCCACCGCUGUCCCGCCGCGGUCGGACCUCAAAGGUAGGGACAAAGCGGCUGGCCGGGAGGCUGCGCCGGAGUCGAAUUUACCUGCAGCUGCCGGCAACCACAGGCUCCAAGAUGGUUUGCGGGGGCUUCGCGUGUUCCAAGAACUGCCUGUGCGCCCUCAACCUGCUCUACACUUUGGUUAGUCUGUUGCUAAUUGGAAUUGCUGCGUGGGGCAUUGGCUUUGGACUGAUUUCCAGUCUCCGGGUGGUCGGCGUGGUCAUUGCGGUGGGCAUCUUCUUGUUCCUGAUUGCAUUAGUGGGGCUGAUCGGAGCCGUGAAACACCAUCAGGUGUUGCUAUUUUUUUAUAUGAUUAUUCUCUUACUGGUAUUUAUUGUUCAGUUUUCUGUAUCUUGUGCUUGUUUAGCCCUGAAUCAGGAACAGCAGGGUCAGCUUUUGGAGGUUGGUUGGAACAAUACAGCAAGUGCUCGGAAUGACAUCCAGAGAAAUUUAAACUGCUGUGGGUUCCGAAGUUUUAAUCCAAAUGACACCUGUCAGGCUAGCUGUGUUAAAAGUGGCCACCCGUGCUCACUGUGUGCUCCGAUAAUAGGAAAAUAUGCUGGAGAGGUUUUGAGAUUUGUUGGUGGCAUUGGCCUCUUCUUCAGUUUUACAGAGAUCUUGGGUGUUUGGCUGACCUACAGAUACAGGAACCAGAAAGAUCCUCGCGCUAAUCCCAGUGCAUUCCUUUGAUGAGAAGAAAAGGAAAAUCUUUCAUAUCGUGAUCUUGUUCAUGUUCUCUGAUUUUACGUUAAGCUAAUUUGCCCAUUAAAUGAAAGAAACAGUAUGUGAAAAAUUACAUUGUUGACAGUGGAAUUACAUAUUUUUACUCUUUACGAUUCUCUGUUUUUACUUUUAUGUUGUUUUCACUCAUUGCUGAAAAAAAUUUGAAACUUGUGGUCUCCUCUGAUCCUCAGUGGUACCUGUAAUCUACUGUAUUCACAGUGUCUGCCACUGUCCACUGUGGCCUUUCUUAGCAUUUUUACCUGCAGAAAAACUUUGUAUGGCCCUAUUAUGUUGGUCAUAUUGUGAAUAUAAAUAUACAGCUUAUUGGAAUAAUUGUAUGUAGCACUAUGCUGUGUAGAUAGUUCCUAUUGGAAAAACAGUUGAAGUUUAUUAAAGCCAGAAAGUAUGAGAUUCUGUUAUGUUAAUUUCAAUAAGAGAAAUCCAAAUUCCCAGUAUGUUCGUCUUUUUUUAGGAAGGAUGAUGUGUUGUGGUAAAAAGUGUUGAUAUAAAAGUGAUAAUUUAGUUCUGGUAGCUUUUAUGAUUACAUCAGUGUAUUCUAGAAAUAGUAAUGUCUUUAGGAAAUUGUGAUUUAGUUUUUGACUUUUUAGAUAAGUACAAAGAGAAGUGGUCUCAUGAAAUGCUCUAAUGUAUAACAUUUACCAUCAGCCUUCAAAAUGAAAUGAGUUUGUGAAAUUCAGAAAGUAUAUCUUUAUAAUCUUGAUAUUCCUUUAUAAUAAUCUGAAGUUCAAAAGAGUACAUUUUUAAACAGGUUACUAUUAAUGCAUUGGCCCACGUAACAAAAAGAUUUGAUUGUCUUAAAAAUCAUUAAAUACCUUUUUUCAUGAAAUUUCUUAGUAUUGUAAAAAAGCAGUUUGUCAAAUCCAAGCAUAUUUGAAUGUAAUCUCCCACAAUUUGAAAUCGAAGUGCUGUAGUAUUGUGGUUCUGUAUAUUAUGUUAAAAAAUUAAAGGAUGGAAACGUUUCUUUGUAUAUGUAUAUUUGAAUUAAAAGAAAGUAAUGGAAGAAUUG